AUGUAUGUAGACGAUGUCCUUUCGGGAGCUGACUCUGCUGAAGAUGCUCAACUCACAAUAAAAGAGCUACAGAAUGCCCUAGACUCCGCGGGUUUUCCGUUCAGAAAAUGGACAUCCAACAACAAAGAGGUGUUAGCUCAUAUCCAACCCGAUCAUCUUCUGAACAGCGAUUUCCUUGAUCUCGACACUGAAAGUACAGCCAAGACUCUCGGUAUACGGUGGAGAGCGACGUCCGAUGAGUUUUUCUUCGUUCCACCAGAUCUACCCACAGAAAUGUCCCCCACAAAACGCCAGGUGCUUUCCCAAAUCGCCAAACUGUUUGAUCCGGCAGGCUGGCUCGCUCCAUUUGUUGUGUGUGCCAAGAUCUUUAUGCAAGAGAUUUGGGUUCAGGAGCUGGGGUGGGACGAUAAGCUGCCAUCUGAGCUGUGCCAAAGGUGGCACAGUUUUCUUCAAAGCUAUUCGAUCCUUGAUCAGGUCCGGAUUCCAAGAUGGGUUUCCUUUCGCCCAGAAGUUCGCUUAGAGCAUCACGGAUUUUGUGAUGCCUCCCAGAAAGCCUACGGCGCUGCGAUCUACGUGCGCGUAGAGAUGGGACAUACCAUGAUGGUACACCUGCUCACCGCCAAGACGCGCGCUGCGCCAGUCAAAACUGUGUCGCUUCCUCGACUAGAGCUGUGCGGAGCUUUACUGCAUGCCGAAAUGGCUGAAGCGAUCCUUCCCAGCAUGCCGAUGCUGAAUUCGAAUCUCCACUGCUGGACCGACUCCACUAUUGUGUUGGCGUGGUUAGCAAAACCAGCUUGCCAUUGGACUACAUUCGUUGCCAACAGAGUGACGAAGAUCACUCAGUCCACAGAGGCAGCCAACUGGUCACACGUUCAAUCCGAACAUAAUCCCGCUGACUUGGCUAGUCGAGGGGUGGCCCUUCCAGAGCUUGUCGGUAGUUCUCUCUGGUGGCAUGGACCCACGUGGUUGCAAAGGCCACGCAGCCAAUGGCCUAGCCAGGGGACCGACCUACCCGUGACAGAGAUCGAAAAGCGAGCAGUCAAAGCCCACGUAGCGUAUAUUCCGAACGAAGACUUCCUUGAUCGUUUUUCCAAAUUGGAUAGAGCGUUGCGGGUCCUCGCGUAUGUCCAGCGAUUUAUCAGUCGGUACAAAAAACAAUCGCCGUUUUCAGAUAUCCGUCUGGAGGCCAAGGAACUUGUCGCCUCCGAACGGCUCAUGAUUCUCUGCACUCAGCGCAGGUAUUUAACGAACGAGUAUCGCUGUUUGAGUCAGAAGCUUCCGGUGCCCCCUUCCAGUUCGAUCCUCUCCUUAAACCCUUUCCUAGAUCAGGAGGGGCUGAUAAGGGCAUGUGGCCGUGUCACAGCCUCUGAAAGUUUGCGUUACGAUGAACGACAUCCGAUAAUCCUCCCGUACGAAUGUUCACUCUCUCGGCUUCUGGUAAAGUUCACGCAUCUCAUAGCGCUUCACGGUGGUAAUCAGUUGGUGGUACGUCUCACCCGGUCCAGAUAUUGGGUUCCGAGAAUUAAAAACUUGGUGAAGGCAGUUAUCAAUGCCUGCAAGGUCUGCGUUAUCUACAAAAAGAGAUUGCAAGUUCAGAUGAUGGGAAAUUUGCCAAGAGAACGAGUGUCAUUCUCCCGUCCAUUCACGUACACGGGGAUGGACUACGCAGUGCCCUUCUAUAUAAAACAUUACACUGGUAGAGCAUGUCUUAUCACGAAAGGGUAUGUGUUGGUUUUCGUUUGUUUCUCCACUAAGGCUAUCCAUUUGGAGCCUACUUCAGAUCUGACGACCGAGAAAUUUCUUGCGGCGUUCGCUCGGUUCGUAUCCAUAAGAGGGUGUCCUCGCCAAGUGCAGUCGGACAAUGGGAAGACCCUUGUUGGCGCUUCCACAUUACUGUCUCGGGAUUUUCUCCAGGCCGUUAAAGAAUCUGUGACUGAUGCGUAUAGUCAUCAGCAGCUCGACUGGCAUUUCAUUCCGCCCGGGGCACCCCAUAUGGGAGGCCUAUGGGAAGCUGGUGUCAAGAGCUUCAAGGCAUUGUUCUAUAAAUGCACAGCUACGCGGAAAUAUACCUUUGAAGAACUUGCCACUCUGCUAGCGAAGAUUGAAGCUUGUCUAAAUUCCAGACCGCUAUCUCCCAUGUCAGAGGAUCCCACUGAUCUUCUAGCGUUGACACCAGGGCACUUUCUUGUCGGCGGCCCUCUUCUAUCCAUAGUGGAGCCCGAAAUAAUGGCUCCGCGUAAGCAAAACGCUCAAGUGUUGGAGAGCAGGCGGACUCGAGGCACGCAGUCCUACCGGUGCCGAGUCUGCCAGGGGAUCCACCCUCUAAAGAGAUGCCAGAGGUUCUUCAAGCUGAGCGCGGAGAAGCGGCUACGGGCAGUUCUUGUCAAUAAGGGCUGCGCAAAUUGCCUUGCCCACGAGCAUUCGCAAGAGGACUGCCGUAGCGGUGACCGGUGCAGAACGUGCGAUGAGGAGCAUCACACGCUGCUCCACAUCACCGAGCCUUCCAAAAGGGGCUCCGCUUCUCAGCGGGUCCGAAGAUCGUGGACACCGUGGCGCUCAUAG
Molecule: messenger RNA, 2562 nt
Organism: Drosophila ficusphila
Lineage: Eukaryota; Metazoa; Arthropoda; Insecta; Diptera; Drosophilidae
Exons: 2
Coding region: 1-2562 (853 amino acids)
Biological process (GO): DNA integration
Molecular function (GO): nucleic acid binding
Source: RefSeq, a predicted model, not a curated record